Messenger RNA from Gigantopelta aegis, 925 nucleotides. RefSeq lists its product as uncharacterized. Lineage: Eukaryota; Metazoa; Mollusca; Gastropoda; Neomphalida; Peltospiridae. Gene Ontology annotation, molecular function: A2-type glycerophospholipase activity. Gene Ontology annotation, biological process: phospholipid metabolic process; arachidonate secretion. The coding region runs from base 106 to 915 and encodes 269 amino acids. The record is from RefSeq and is a predicted model, not a curated record. The transcript has 5 exons.
UCUAACACGUGUCUGCAUUAACAAAAUAUCAUUACAACAUUCUGGAUUUAUUUAAUUGUGUUGGCUAGUAACACUUGUGUUUGUGCUCAUCCACCUAGUUUCGAAAUGCUGGGAUACGCCUGGAAGACAUUAUUGGUCCUAUCUUAUUUGUUGUUACUGUUGCAAACCUCUGACGCAAAGUCUGGGAGCGGAUUGAUCCUAACUUACCAAAAUGCACAAGAGGUGCAGAGGGUGUACACUGAUGGGAAAAACACGCUGUACGCAUUCUUCAAACAUAGCAGACAGCUUCUUGACUGUGAUGUCAGGCUGGGUAAGGAUUCGUCACUGGAAAUAUUUGAAGAGGCGUUAACGAUGAAGUCUAAAGAUGUGUUGGUGGAAUACGACCUGAGGCGACUCAUAAGGCAAUGCAAGCGAUUUCUAAGGAAAAUGUUACGAAAGGACGAAAAUGACCCUGAUCCGCUUGUAAGAGAAACUAAAAAGAGACUGAAGCUUCACCUAGGAUAUCCAGGCACAAACUGGUGCAAGACGUUUGGCAGUCCGGACAAUAAAACUCUCUCCGACAGCUCCAAGACACGAAAGGCGGACAGAUGUUGUAAAGCUUUGCACGAGUGUCCAGACGUGAUUCCAGAAGCUACAAAAAUAAAAGAACUGUUUAACCGAUACCCGUGGCCUAUUCACAGCUGUCAGUGUCAGAACAAGUUCCGGAAGUGUCUGAGGGACGCCAAGAGGAAAGCGGCUGACGAAAUAGGUCACAUAUAUUUUGACUUCAUCAAAGUGAGGUGUUUCGAACCGGUGAACAAACAGAUGUGUGUGAAGUACGACCAGUGGUACACACAAUGCAUGGCCAAGGAAUUUCUACCUGUGGCGAGUUUGAAACAACCUGCAGAUUAUCUUUUUAAAAGAGAAAUAAAGUAGUUUCAUCACA